Gracilinanus agilis (Agile Gracile Mouse Opossum) is the source of this 867-nucleotide messenger RNA. RefSeq names its product homeobox protein NANOG-like. NCBI's taxonomy places the organism in Eukaryota, Metazoa, Chordata, Mammalia, Didelphimorphia, Didelphidae. The coding region runs from base 1 to 867 and encodes 288 amino acids. The transcript has a single exon. The record is from RefSeq and is a predicted model, not a curated record. Gene Ontology annotation, molecular function: DNA binding.
AUGGAACAUUCCCACGAUGCUAGCUCAGCUGGAGCCCUGAACCCUUCUGCAUCGGAUCUGGGGCCCCCAGGGGCCGAGGGAGGCACCUUGCCCAACACUGAGGCUGAGCCCCUGCCCCAGAUGGCAGAGUCCAACACAUCCCCUUCCCUAGGAAGGUCAGCCUCCUCUCCUGCUCCCUCAUCUGUGGAUCCACUUGUUCCUGACACCCUGAAUUCCUCCGCCAGCCCUGAGCCCCAGGUCCAGGAAGGCAAAAUAAGUCAGAGCUAUGCCAGCAAAGGGACCACCAGGACGAAAUUCUCUGAGGAGCAGCUGAGGGUCCUCAAGGCCUGCUUUCAAGAAUCCAAAUACAUUAACAAAAAGAAGAACCUCCAGUUGGCUGAGCAGUUAGGGCUAAGCCGCAGACAGAUCUGGAAAUGGUUCCAGCAAUGGAGACUGAAACUAAAGAAGAACCCACAACUGGAGGUCGUGGGGCCCAAACCUGGCCAACGCCACAGGCUGCCUCGGCUUAAACCAGCAGUUGGACCACAAGACCUCGGCCUCCCUUCUUCAUUUCUUGGGGACCCUAUGUGUGAUCAUCCCAAAGCCUACCCAGAAAGGAGCUGCCAGGUUUCAGAGAACUGUCUCUGGAAUUGUGGAGAGGCUCACCAUCCUUUUCAGGUGGCACCCCAAGCCUCCCACCCAGCCUGCACCUCGAGGUCACAGGCCUAUGUGGCUUCUUCUACCCCCCCUGUCCCACCCACACAGGCUCCCCCACCACACCUCCCCACCAGAUCGCCGGGGAACCUGGUCCAGUUGGAGAAGAGCUCUGACUGUGCAGAGGCCAGUGACGCUCCCAAGCCAUCCCUGGAAGACAGUCAUGCUCCCUAA